This is a messenger RNA of Cyclocybe aegerita, 2778 nucleotides long. The record is from the annotation of a GenBank genome assembly. Lineage: Eukaryota; Fungi; Basidiomycota; Agaricomycetes; Agaricales; Hemipholiotaceae.
AUGGCUCCGGACAAACGAAGAAACGGUUCAGCUAGCAAAGCUCAACAGUCAACCAAUGGAAUAGCUCAGAAGAAGGCCUCCAUGAAGCAGAAGACGCUCUUUGAUUCUUUCUUGAAGAAGGGUUCACCCUCAUCGUCGCAGAGUGCUGAGGGAAAUACACAACCUGCUUCACAAGAGGCAUCAACCCCAGCAAUUUUCCCGCUUGCUGAAUCUAAUUCAACCAACUCAUCUGUUGGAAAUAGGUCGUCAUCAUCUUCAGGAAUUACGGAACUAGUUGCAAAGACGGCCAACAAUUCCUCCGACAUUGACGGGGACCGACUGAGGCAUAGUCGGAGUCCAUCUCUUGUCAUUUUAACAGAUAUGGUAGUUGCGCCAUCUGUCGAUUUGGUUCAAGGCGACGAUGUCGCUUUAAGUCCUCAAAGAAGUGUUCAGUCACAGGGACUAACGAAGGAUGCACCAAUAAUUAUCCCCUCUUCGCCAAUUCCUUCUGGGGUGCCCUCAAAUCCCAACAAACCCAUUCACCCGUUCUUCGCCUCAAGAGCAAAGCCCAAGGCCGAACUCGCUCCUACUUCCAUCCCAGCCACCCCUACUAUCCCUACCAACAAAUCUGCGGCUCCUUCAAACUAUCUUCCACCAUAUCCAGACAUUAUUUCUCAACACGUCAAGGGGUCACAGACCACUCUCGAACUAUCUGCGAGACCACUGCCUCCUCGACUCACCAAACCACCCAUGAUCGAACCUCAUGAGGCCCACAAUUAUAAAUUCUUGCAACGCAGUAACAAUAUCGAGACAGUCGACAACUUCACAUCUCCAUCACUCGACGACCCCAACCCAACCCACUCCUGCGAGAUACCGCCAGCCCACAAACUUACUCAUCCAGCGAUUGCGCGGCUUGCGGAUGUCGUCUCAGACGACAUCCCUGUCUCUCAACGGCCAUGGACAGAGAAAUGGCGUCCUACAUGCGCACAAGAGGUUCUGGGAAACGAGCAAAGUGCUCUGUACCUUCGCGACUGGCUCCGUGCUCUCGAGCUACAGUUUGAAGAAAACCAGCCACCACCCGCUAAGGAUGAUCAACAGACCUCAGCACCGAAAGGCAAGCGCAAGCCAGAUACCAAGGGUACCAAGCGUCCUCGAGUGGUACGGGUUGUUGAUAAGUCCAGAAGACGAAAGAGAGCUCGUCUUGACUCUGACGAAGAGGACGAUUGGAUUGUCUAUACCGACGAAGAAACCGAGGAGGAAGUAUUUCAGGAGUCAGAAUCGGAUGAUUUCGACGAUAUCCGUCAACUGCCAUCGAGCUCUCCCUCCUCGUCUGUGCCAGAUAUUCUUCCAGCCAUCCCAGAAAGCCAGCUGCAGGGUUUGGAUCAACCUCAGGAUUUCGGUCAACUCCACAAUACAAUCCUCUUGGUCGGACCUUGUGGAAGCGGCAAAACGGCAAGCGUCUAUGCUUGUGCAGAAGAGCUAGGGUGGGACGUAUUUGAAGUCUAUCCUGGUAUUGGUCGACGGAAUGGCGCCAACGUCGAUAAUCUCAUUGGCGAGGUUGGCAAAAACCAUCUGGUCCUCCAGAACCGUGGCCAAGCCAGCGACGUCAUGAAGUCUUUUCUUAGGCGAAAAGGGAAGUUUGCGGACGAGGAAGGGCCUUCUUCAAGCAGUUUCCUACCAUCAUACUCCCCUCGUAAGAAGGUAGCUUCUCCUGAGACCGGCGACACAGCCGACGCCACCCCAGUCAAGCCUGUCCGACAGUCAUUGGUCUUGCUCGAAGAGGUUGACAUCCUCUUCAAGGAAGAUUCAAAUUUCUGGACAACUGUCACUCGUAUUAUCAAGGAAUGUAAGCGGCCAGUCAUUUGCUCGUGCAACGAUAUUUCACUUGUACCCCUUGAAGACCUACCCUUGCAAACAGUCCUUUGGUUCACACCUUGCCCCCCCGACGCGGCGGUGUCGUAUCUUCAAGCGUUGUGUUCCGCUGAAGGUCAUUCAAUCAACCGGACCACUCUUUCUCAACUUCAGAGGGAUCUUCAACCUGUCAGCAGCGAUCUGUCAGAAGGCUCUUCGCAUGGACGCCUUGAACCUGAUCUGCGGCGAACUAUAAACUCAUUGCAAGUUGCGUGUCGCAGUAUGAACGGAGGCGUUCCGGAAAUUGGACAAGAGAGGGGCCUUCAUCCUGAGCCGAAUUCUACCCGGGAUCGGAGUGCACUUCGGGAUGUUAAUGAAACCCCGCGAGCGUCCAUGAGGCGCAGCGAGCUGAUGUCAUAUCUCGAUGGCGAUUUCGCUCAGGGCUUUUUUCAGCUCCUCGUGGCGGCAGAUCUGACGAGCCAUGCUCCAUCGGACGACGAUGAGAACGGACACGCCAUCCUCCGUGUUCUGCAGGGCAAGGAGGCAGCGUUUGGGACGCUCGAUCAACACGAAGACAUAAUAUCGAGUGCCAUCCAACUUGCACGUGGGCUAUUUCAUGUGGAUGUCAGUCGAGAUGAAGAGGAGGCCGAAAGGAGCGCAGAACAGCGGUGUAGAAUCCAGCGGGAGCAGAGAGCUGUGCUGGCGGAAGUAUGCCCGAAGGCAACCUGGACGAGACGCGAUGGAUCCCUUGCACUUGACUACUUGCCGAUCUUGCGACAGAUAGUGGAGGUUGAAGAUAUGGAGCAACGGGAAGUGGCGAAUCGGGCCCGAGGCGGAAGAUUGACACGGAACAGCAUGCGCAGUAGCUCUAGGCGUGUGUUUGAGGUGACGGAUGCGUGGCGGGAAGCGCUCCUGGGUCAUGGGCUUAGCGUGGACGAGGGAGCGUGA